This is a messenger RNA of Sungouiella intermedia, 297 nucleotides long. Lineage: Eukaryota; Fungi; Ascomycota; Pichiomycetes; Serinales; Metschnikowiaceae. The record is from the annotation of a GenBank genome assembly.
AUGUCUGACGAUGACAUUGAUUUCCAUCCUAUAGAGCUCACAGCUCACUCACUACUAUCUGGGUCGUUAGAUACCCUCCAUGAGAACUUUGUGCUGCUUCACCAAUCGCAACAUAUACUUCUCACCAGAUUACGACUCAUAGAAGAUAGAUUGAAGCAGAUCAACACAGAACUGGCGGUAUCAGGGAAGGAAAUAGUUCAAGUCCAGGCUAGAAUCCGUGCUUUGCGGAAAAAGUUGUCAGAUGUGGCCAAGAUUUUGGUUAAGGUUGACAAAAGAGUAGGACAAUUGGAGGGUUGA